AUGGCAGCACAGUCAAGGAGUAAGGCGUUCUGUUGUGUACCAAAGUGCAGCAAUUCAAAACAAAAACAACCGUAUUUGAGUUUUCACGAGUUUCCAACAAAUGACCAUCAAAGACAAAAGUGGGUACAUGCUAUUAGACGAGAUGAAGGACCGACGUUUGCUAUUCGAAGAGCAAGUACAUUAGUCUGCAGUCAACACUUCACUGCUGCUGACUUCAUGCAGGGUAGUUGUCGUCUGAAAGCUGGAGUUAUUCAAAGUCGCUUUCAGUGGAACAACUUUCAUGUACCGCCACAAAAGCAGUCUGCUUUUGAGAGUAACAAGGAUUCGGAAGUUAUCGUCAAGGACCAUGACUACGCUGCACACCCCCCUCCUGGUGCUUUGGAUGAAGCCUUGGAAUACAUAGCAGAGCUGGAGGCUAGGCUAAAGAAAAUUUCACUGGAGACACCAACUGUGUUCAGUAGGUUUUGUGUGUCUGAUCACACAAUUCGAUACUACACCAGGUUUCCCUCACAGGAAGUAUUCCAGGUUUUCUGGGAGUCUGUUUGUCCAUCUGCCACAAACCUUAUGUACUGGACAAAAGCACAAAGGAUGGAGAUAUUCUCAAACUACAAGAGCACCACAACAUUUAAAAGACUCCUGGGAGUGGCUCCAUGUGGUGCAGUGACAUUCAUCUCCCGUCUGUACACUGGCUCAAUCUCUGACAAAGAGAUUACAAGGAGGUCUGGCAUCUUGAGUCUUCUUGAACCUGGAGAUGAGGUGAUGUCUGACAAAGGCUUCACAAUUGACAUGAUCACUAAUGUUGGGGCUACACUAAUAAUUCCACCGUUCAAGUGUGACCGGCAGUUCAGCAAGACAGACUGUCAAAAAACACAAACCAUUGCAUGGCUCAGAAUUCUGGUGGAAAGACUCGAUGCUACGCUGUAA
Messenger RNA from Danio aesculapii, 924 nucleotides. RefSeq lists its product as uncharacterized. The transcript is spliced from 5 exons. NCBI's taxonomy places the organism in Eukaryota, Metazoa, Chordata, Actinopteri, Cypriniformes, Danionidae. Bases 1 to 924 code for a protein of 307 amino acids. The record is from RefSeq and is a predicted model, not a curated record.